CUUGAAAAUCUAGUGUCUUACAGACGCUAAGCUUGGUCAGCUUUGGGUUUUUCACGGCCUCUGCUCGAGAUACUGCAGCAAGCAGCAUCGUGCGAUAUCUUCCGUCGCCAGCCGACCCGCAGCCGCAGCGCCGCCGCCGCGGCGAGCCGUGCAGACCGCGUAGCACCCUCGUAAUUACAAAUCCUCCUGGCUGGAAAGCCGGCGCCGGCGUCCUUGCAAGCGUCGAAACCGGUGCCCACGAAUCAUGGGCGCGCUCUUCUCCCUCAUGGGGCUCGACGGCUGGACGAAGCUCGAUGCCAGACUGUGCAUGGUCGGCCUCGACGCCGCGGGCAAGACGACCAUCCUCUACAAGCUCAAACUGGGCGAGGUCGUGACGACGAUCCCGACCAUCGGGUUUAACGUCGAGGCCAUCGAGUACGGCAAUCUGACGCUGACGGUGUGGGACAUUGGCGGGCAAGAUAAAAUAAGGCCGCUCUGGCGCCACUACUACUCGGACACGCAGGGCGUGAUCUUUGUUGUUGAUAGCAAUGAUCGGGAUCGACUCUCACAAGCGAAGGACGAAUUACAUGGGUUGCUCGACCAGUUCGAGCUGCGGGACGCUGUGGUACUAGUGUACGCGAACAAGCAGGACCUGCCGAACGCGGCGCCCGCGGCGCAACUCGCCGAGGCGCUCCAGCUGUCUUCCUUGAGAGGGCGGAAGUGGUACAUCCAGGCCUGCUGCGCGACGACGGGCGACGGGUUGUACGAGGGUCUCGACUGGCUCAAGGAGAACUGUCCUUCGAAACCCGCGUCGUGAGGGCCUAAGGCGCGUGUUUUAACUCCAGCCCGUGGGGGGCGUCAACCAAGGGCCGCGCCGA
Pelagomonas calceolata is the source of this 857-nucleotide messenger RNA. The record is from the annotation of a GenBank genome assembly. Lineage: Eukaryota; Pelagophyceae; Pelagomonadales; Pelagomonadaceae.